Molecule: messenger RNA, 1191 nt
Organism: Caenorhabditis remanei
Lineage: Eukaryota; Metazoa; Nematoda; Chromadorea; Rhabditida; Rhabditidae
Exons: 7
Coding region: 1-1191 (396 amino acids)
Biological process (GO): regulation of DNA-templated transcription
Molecular function (GO): DNA-binding transcription factor activity; zinc ion binding; sequence-specific DNA binding
Source: RefSeq, a predicted model, not a curated record
AUGGAUAUUGUUUCUACUUCUACUUCUCAGCCAAUUUGUAGAAUUUGCAAUAAAAAGGCGAAUGGAAAUCAUUUCGGAGUCAUCAGCUGUCGGGCAUGCGCCAUAUUUUUCCGACGAACAACUGGGUCGAAAUGGAGCAAAAUGAAAUGUCUUGGUGGAUCUUGUGACCAAAAAAAAAACUAUUGCAAACCAUGUCGGUUACGAAAAUGUCAAGAUGUAGGGAUGGAAACUACUAAAUUCCAAUACAACCGAGAUCACAUCACUUCCACUGCACAGUUUCAACUGCCUCCCACAUCUAUCGAACGUUAUGUGGGGCGUCCGGGAUUCUUCCUUUUCUGUGAUACAGAUGCAUCGAGUACGAAAGUGAGAGUAGACGUACGAUUUCUUUUGGAAGAAGCUUUACGGAUACUGAAUAGUGGAAGUGAAUCUCCGGUUUAUGCUAAAAAUCAGCUGAAGAAGUUUAGCCUAGGGUUCAAAUUUAUUCAACUGAAAAUAGAUAAGCUAAAGAAAAUGAAACUGGCGGAUCAGCAAGAGACAUUUGAUAAAUGGGAACAUUAUUUCAUUACCGUGACCAAAUGGAUGAUGUAUUUCGAUGAGUUUCAGAAAUUGAGUAGACACCUUCAGAUGACUCUCCUCCAGUCCAUAUGGCAUAUUUGGCAGAGACUUCACAUUUAUGUCAGCACCUACACAUAUCGGAAAGUGUUCCCUUUUUAUGGAAAUUCUCGUUUAGUUAUCAGGGAUAUGUACAUGGAUACUGAUUCGGCGUGUAUCGAUUCGAAAUGGAUGAGUGAUUAUCCAGUUGAACAUGUUAUGAAAUAUCUCUCCGUUCAAAGUUUUCAAACUUUCGAUUUUAUUGGAGUACUUGAUGAAAUCAAUCCAACAGAAGUAGAAUUAACUUUUUUAUUUGCUCAGCUAUGUUUUGAAUAUGCUGGGAAAAGAUAUCAAGGUGACAUUCUAAAAGUCACGGAUUCGUUUCAAAAGAUUCUGGCAAACGAUUUGCAUCAUUACUAUGUGGAUGACAUGAACCGCCCAAGAUAUUCUUUGAGGCUGACAAAACUUUUGAAGAUUAAUAAUGCUAUUCAGAGAGCAAUCUGGGAAAGUCGGCCAAAAAUGGAGCUCGGAAGAGUGUUCAACGUGAUAAAAAUUGAAUUCUCUCACCCGGAGAUGUUUGAGGAUUCUGGAUAUUAUUGA